GAAGUGCGUCAGUUGUUAUCUGCUCGGGCCCGCUGCUGUCCCGCCGCCUCUCGAGCCCGGCGCUCCGAGCCCUGCACCUCAAGCUCGGUCGCCCGCCGCUGCCGCCGCCCGCCGCUGCCGUUCGCCAUGAGGCGCGCUCCCGGGGGCCCGGUCCUGGGCCGCUGAGCGCCAGCCGCCCCGCCCGUGCGCCGGGCCCGGGCCGGGGGUCCCAGGCCGCGCAGAUCCGGUGCUGAGCGCCCGCGCCCGGCAUGCCCGGCCCGGCCCGGCCCCGAGCCCGCGCGGCGCCCUCGCAACCCGGUGGCACGGCAUAGCAGGCGGCGGCACCAAGGUCACCGCGCGCGGCACCGCCAUGGAGGCCAAGGUCCGGCCGAGCCGGCGCUCACGAGCGCUGCGGGACCGCGGCCGGCGCCGAGAGGCCGCCCGCGAAGCCCGCGCGCACAGCCCGUCGUCCGGCGACGAGCCCGAGCCUAGCCCGGGCAAGGAGAACGCAGGCCUGCGCGGCGCGCCGCCCCCGCGCCCCCCGCGCCGUCGCCGCCGCGAGUCCAGCUCGCAGGAGGAGGAGGUCAUCGACGGCUUCGCCAUCGCCAGCUUCAGCACGCUGGAGGCGCUGGAGAAGGACAUGGCCCUGAAGCCACAUGAGCGGAAGGAGAAAUGGGAACGUCGCCUCAUUAAGAAGCCCCGGGAGACGGAAAACUGCCCAUCCUCAGAGCCCAGUGUGAGCAGGCAGCCCCUGGAAGCCAGCAGCCCCGGGCAGGAUGUGGAGCCCACCUGUGACGGAGGGGCCAGAAAGGUCCCGCUACAGCCCUCGAAACAGAUGAAGGUCACCAUGUCCAGAGAGGCUGACCAGAACAGUGAUGAUGACAGUGUCCUUGAAGCCACCAGCUCCUGCCGGAGCCGCUCCCAGGAUCAGCUCAGUGACAGCUCGGCGCAGGCGGUGUCUGGGAAAGGCUACUCUUGUGACAGCGAGAGUGGCAUGGAUGACAAGGCAUCUGUGGGCUCGGAGCUGCUCUUUGCCCCAGCGGCUGACACAGGUGCCACACCAGGCGAAGGGUUGGAGGCCAAGACCGGGGCGGCCCCCAAAGUGUCUGGCCUGGAACGCAGCCGUGAGCUCAGCACUGAACCCUUCUUGCCCGCGGGCACCCUGCCCACCGCACCGCCUGGGGCCUGCACCAUCCCGCUGCUGAGAACUGAGCCGGGGCUGUGCCACGCCCCUCCGCUCACGGUCCCGCUGCCCACACAGACUACACAGACGCAGACGCGGGAGUCUGCGCCCCUGGGCGCCUUCGCAGGCCCCGGCCAGACAGCACCCACCACGGGCCUGCACCUGCCCUGCCUCAGGAGCAGCAUUGCAAGCAGCAGCACCUCGCUGGGCCUGGGGAAGCACGGGUCGCUGUCGCUGUCGGGGCCAAGCCCCCACCUCUCUACCUCACACCUGGCGCUCCGAGGCCAGGUGCACCAGCACCCCGCGACCAUGUUUGCCACGCCCACACUGCCCCCAGCCUCAGCACUGCCUGGCAGCUUGGUGGUCCCAGGACACCCUGCAGAUGCCAGCCUGUGGCUCUCCCUCAGCCAGCCAAUCAUGUAUUGCCAGCCUCAUGCGGGGAUUCUGAUUGAUCAGGAGCUGCUCAGGCAAGAGCUGAACACGCGGUUUCUGGUGCAGAGCACGGAACGGCCGGGCGCCCCCCUGGGCCCGGGGGCUCUGCUGCGGGCCGAGUUCCACCAGCACACUCACCAGCACACUCACCAGCACACACACCAGCACCAACACACAUUCGCCCCCUUCCCAGGGCUGCCCCCGGCGCCACUCGUGCCACCUGCCGCACCCCCACCGUUUGACAAGUUCUCAGCCAAGCUGGACAGCCCCUACUUCCGACAUUCCAACCUCUUCCCAGCCAUCCCAUCUGCUGUUCCAGGGCUGCCCACCCUGCUUGCACAUGCCAGCCCCCUUGGGUCCCUGCAGGGCGCUUUCCAGCCCAAGACCACAAACCCAAUUCAGGUCCAGGGCCGAGCCAGUACGGUCCACGCCCUCCUGCAGAAAGCCCCCGGGGUAGGUGUCAGCGCCGCUCACACCUUCCGGGGGGCAGCGUCAGUUUGGAUGCUGUCCUAUCCUGCUCCUGGCGUGCAGAGCCGGCCAUCAUCGCCCUCUGCUCUGUCCCCACAGGUGACUGACCCAUACCGGACAGCGGCCAGGAAGCCAGGGAAAUGGUGUGCAGUGCACGUGCAGAUCGCCUGGCAGAUCCUCCACCACCAGCGCAAGGUGAAGCUGCAGCUGGACCCCCACAAGCUGGAGGUGGGUGUGAAGCUGGACCUGUCCAGCAGGCUCCCCGCUCCAGGCGUGGUCUCCGGGGCCCACUACCCACAGGACCUGGCUCGGCCCCUGUUCCCUGGCACAGGUACUGCCCACCCUGCUGCACACCCGUUGGGACCCUCUGCCCAUCAUGCCAGCUUCCUGCCUGCUGCUCACCUGACAGACCCCUUCAGCAGAUCUGGCACCUUCGGGGGACUGGGCAGCCUGGGCAGCCAUGCCUUCGGAGGGCUGGGCAGCCACACACUGGCUCCGGGGGGCAGCAUCUUCACCCCCAAGGAGGGCUCCCCACUGCACGGCCUGCCCAGCCCUCACGAGGCAUGGAGCCGGCUGCACCGAGCGCCAUCCUCCUUCCCCACGCCACCCCCAUGGCCCACACCCACUGAUAAGCUGAGCAGCCACGCUCGGGAGCCCCAAGAGCUGGAGCCAGGCCAUGAGGAGUUCGAGAGGGACCUCCUGGAGAAGACUCGCCUGCCUCGGCCCCCGGUGACGCACGCCCUGCUUCUGCACGCACCCGAGUCCCGAGUCAAGGACCCCUGCUCACCCGUGCAGGUGCAGGAGGACGGCGCCAUGCUGGCCGCGCGCCCACCAUCACCCUGCAGCCGGGCGGCCCUGGGCGACAGCCUGCGCCUGCCCGGGAGGCUGGGCCGCGAGCUCGCGCCCAGCGCCACCGUUGUGAAGGUGAAGGAGGAGCUCGGGGAAGAGGCCGCGGGGCCGGGCCUGGGCCGCGACCAUGGCCUUGCACUGCACGCGCCACCCCCACUGGUGGCCGCGUCCGGGGUCCCCACGCGGCCCCGGCCUGCACCGCUGGUGCCGGGGGAGCCCCUCGAGUACCCAGCAUGCAACCCGCACGAGGUGGAGGCCCGGUAGCGCCCAGUGGACUCGGCUGCGGGCGUGCCGGGCUGGAGAUGGGCCGGGAAACCCCUACUUUGUAUUUUCCCCACAGGUGAGAAGCGUUUUUAAUGGUUUUGUACUUUUGUUAAUUUUGUGCUCUUCAGACAUUCAGCCAAAAAAUAAUUUGUAGUUGGGGUUGGGAUUUACUGGACUCGGCCCCCUUUCUAGCCCCAGGUCUCGUCUUAUUUAUGGAGAGAAGACGGACGGCCUUUCCGUCCACGCACUGUGAGGCCGCUAGCCCGGCUCUGCCCUCCCUUGGUCCUUGGAACUGCAGUCACAGAUCUAUAUUAAAAUAACAAUGAAUAAUGUACAGAACUUUGGUUUUUGCCUUAUUCUGUUAUGCAGAAAUGUAAGAAGAUUUUUGGGUUUGUUUUCAAAAGCUGCAAGUGUAAAUACUGUUAAUAUCAAUAUAAGAAAUUAUUAAAUUCUCAACCUGGGAAGUCUUUAUAUAAAGCUUCCAGAAA
Messenger RNA from Cavia porcellus (domestic guinea pig), 3663 nucleotides. RefSeq names its product fibrosin like 1 (gene Fbrsl1). The coding region runs from base 350 to 3175 and encodes 941 amino acids. The transcript is spliced from 19 exons. NCBI's taxonomy places the organism in Eukaryota, Metazoa, Chordata, Mammalia, Rodentia, Caviidae. The record is from RefSeq and is a predicted model, not a curated record.